AUGUCGCUGUUACGACGCGUUUCCAAAUUCUCAGACUUGUGUCUGCCAAUGUUAAUCUGUCAUCCCAUAACUUCAUCAAAUGCUCUUGUCUAUCCGCAGAGUAGCACUAUAUUUAGUGGCAACUAUUCGGCACAGGUUGACUUAGGAUAUGCGAUCUACGAGGGUAUCACCAACGCCUCAACUGGGUUGAACACCUUCAAAGGCAUCCGCUACGCGGCACCCCCAACCGGACCUCUCCGCUGGCAACCCCCUCAGCUACCAGCCCUGAACCGUACCUCGGUGCAGCCUGCCCUAUCCUACGGGCCGAUUUGCCCACAGAGUUUCAAUGCGGUACCAGGAAAUGAGUUCAUCCUAGGCGAUGAGGAUUGUCUCAACCUGAAUGUCUAUGCGCCCGCUAAUGCUGACAAACUGCCAGUCCUGGUAUGGAUCCAUGGUGGUGGCUAUGGGUUCUUCAAUGGGCAGCAGGACAUGUCUUCGAUUAUCACGACAAACAACAACACGUUUAUCGGAGUUGGUAUUCAAUACAGGGCUAUUGCUGCAUCUCCGUACCUACCCACGCAGUACAGGUAUAAUGACUUCCUACCCACUCAAGCGUACUAUGCUUUCGCCGGGGCAUCGGGGUGUCCCGCAGACUUUGCUUACGGAAAUACGACGAAGACCAUCUUCGAAUGUCUCCAGUCUCAAGAUAGCCUCACUCUCCAGCAGGCGUCUUAUAGAAUCUCUGCCUCAGGCACAUUUGGAUCCUGGGGAUUUCUCCCUGUCACGGACGGGUAUUUCAUUCGCGAACGCCCAAGUGAGGCCCUCCUCAAACGGAGAAUUAAUGGUCAACUGCUCCUCACAAGCAAUACUGCAGAGGAAGGGCCUGCUUACACACCGCAGACCGUCACUUCGGAGGAGGAGCUAAUGGCAUGGCUUCUUCAUACGUUCCCUCUUCUCGGCAUCGAAGACGCCAAUAGAAUUUUAUACUACUACCCCUUUGUCCCACCGUCAGACAACACUACCCUGACGUAUCCGACUGCCGGAGACUCUGGCGCCAGUGCGAUAACCACCAGCCAAAUUGCACACGGGCACCAGCAACGCGCCAAUCUCAUCCUCGGCGAGACGACCUUCAUGUGCCCAUCCUACUGGCUCGCCACCGCCUUCAGCUCGCCCAGCACAGGACACCGAAGCUACAAGUACCAGUACUCGAUUCCCACGGCACUACAUGGCUACGACCUAGAAGCUGACUUCGGCCCUCCGCGCAGGAACCAAGGCACAGACUUCGUACGCGCGUUGCAGCUAAGCUGGGGGAACUUCGUGCGCUUCGGGGACCCGUCCACCCCCUCGAGCGUGGCAGACGGAACAGACAGUGCCGGCCCAGAGCCGCACCCGCUGGAGCACUGGCCUGAGUUUUCUGCUGCACGGCCCCUGAUGGUCGAUUUUAACCAGACGGGCGGUACCCCUUAUGAGUUCACGGCGGUGCAGGUCCGGAACGGCGGUGCAGGUCCGGAACGACGGGCCGCUUACGGUUGUUGGAGGCGGGGACAAGAAUGUGACUUUGCAUUCGGAGCCGGGACUGAUCAACGACUUUCGCGUCGUGGACGCGUAUGGUUGGGAAGGGGGACGCGGGGCGAGAUGCGAUUUCUGGAGGAGUUUUGGGCCGAUUGUUCCCGAGUGAUAGUUGAUUCUAGAAAUGUUUCUACGUGCUAUAUGCUGCUAGCUCGCUCGUUGAGCAAAUUGGCCAGGGAGCCUCUUUGCUGGAUCUGA
Messenger RNA from Diaporthe batatas, 1746 nucleotides. RefSeq lists its product as uncharacterized. Bases 1 to 1746 code for a protein of 581 amino acids. Lineage: Eukaryota; Fungi; Ascomycota; Sordariomycetes; Diaporthales; Diaporthaceae. The transcript is spliced from 3 exons. The record is from RefSeq and is a predicted model, not a curated record.